This is a messenger RNA of Nerophis lumbriciformis (worm pipefish), 1926 nucleotides long. Lineage: Eukaryota; Metazoa; Chordata; Actinopteri; Syngnathiformes; Syngnathidae. The record is from RefSeq and is a predicted model, not a curated record.
CGCACUCCACGUUCAGAGCGUAAGCGGAGGGAUUCCUUUGGGAUGUUUGAUGGCUAUGACAGCUGUAGUGAGGAGUCAACAAGCAGCUCCAGCUCAGAGGACAGCGAGGAUGAGAUCGUGCCCUCUAUCCCUGCCAGUCUUCCGAUCAUCAAGAACAAUGGACAGGUUUACACUUAUCCUGAUGGGAAGGCUGGAAUGGCCACCUGUGAGAUGUGUGGAAUGAUUGGAGUCAGAGACGCUUUUUAUUCCAAAACAAAGCGUUUUUGCAGUGUUUCUUGUUCCAGGAGCUAUUCUUCCAAUUCCAAAAAAGCUAGUAUAUUGGCAAGACUCCAGGGCAAGCCUCCAACAAAAAAGGCAAAGGUCUUACAGAAACAACCUCUUGUGGCAAAGCUGGCAGCUUAUGCUCAAUACCAAGCAAGUCAACAGCACCAGGCCAAAUCCAAAGCUGUGGUCCCAAUUGAAAGCUUUGACUGGGGUCAGUAUAUCUGUAUCAACAACACAUCUGGAGCUCCAGUCAGCUGUUUCAAGCAUGCCCCAAUGGGGACAUGCUGGGGAGGAAUUGAAGAAGGAGUGAGAAUUGAAGUGCUCAACUCUGACACCAACCACUCCUCUAAAGUCUACUGGAUAGCAGAAAUAAUUAAGCUAGCAGGGUUCAAAGCUCUCCUGCGUUAUGAAGGUUUUGACAUUGACAGCAGUAAGGACUUCUGGUGUAAUCUUUGUAUCCCCGAGGUCCACCCUGUGGGCUGGUGUGCUUCUAGUGGAAAACCCCUUGUACCCCCCAAAAGCAUACAGCAUAAGCAUUCAAACUGGAAAGCAUUUCUUGUGAAGCGUCUCACUGGAGCUAAAACAUUACCGCCCGACUUUAAUGCCAAGGUUCAUGAAAACACACAGUUCCCCUUUAAGAAGCUGAUGCGGGUCGAAGUGGUGGAUAAAAAUUAUCUGUGCCGGACACGAGUGGCCUUGGUGGAGCAAGUGAUUGGAGGUCGCCUCAGGCUGGUCUAUGAAGAAAGUCAGGAUGGGUCUGAUGACUUCUGGUGUCACAUGUACAGCCCUCUUAUUCACAAUAUUGGAUGGUCACGCAGCAUUGGACACCGCUUUAAAAGAUCUGAUGUAACAAAGACAAUUGAAGGUCAAGUUGAUGCACCGUCACAGCUCUUCCAUAAGGUUAGGGAUGUGGACCAAAGUGGAGAUUGGUUCAAAGAUGGCAUGAAGUUGGAAGCUAUUGACCCUCUUAAUCUCUCAGCGAUAUGUGUAGCCACUGUAAGAAAGGUGUUGGCAGACGGGUAUCUUAUGAUCGGAAUUGAUGGUUCUGAGGCGGUUGAUGGAUCAGACUGGUUUUGCUAUCAUGGAACCUCACCUUCCAUCUUCCCUGUUGGCUUCUGUGAAAUCAACAACAUUGAACUGACCUCCCCUCGAGGAUACACUAAGCUGCCAUUUAACUGGUUUGACUACCUCAGAGAAACGGGUUCGAUAGCUGCUCCUGUUAAAUUCUUUAACAAGGACGUUCCCAAUCACGGUUUCCGACGAGGCAUGAAGUUGGAAGCCGUUGACUUGAUGGAGCCACGUCUGGUGUGUGUCGCUACAGUAACCCGAAUUGUACAUCGGCUACUAAGGAUCCACUUUGACGGCUGGGAGGAUGAGUAUGACCAGUGGGUCGAUUGCGAGUCGCCUGAUCUUUAUCCUGUGGGUUGGUGUCAGCUGACGGGCUAUCAACUCCAACCCCCUGCUACUCAGAGUACCAGAGAAAUGUCGCAGUCACUCCCCAAGCAGAAGAAAAAGGCCCAGCAGUAUAAAGGCCAAAAGAAAAACUCACUCCUGCGAAUGGAGGAGGAGAUGAUGGAGGCGGAUGAGUUCAACUUUUCCCAGGGCACCUCUGAUCAAGAGAGUAAUGGCUCAGGCACAUUCUGCAUUAAACAGGAACCCUAA